Batrachochytrium dendrobatidis JAM81 is the source of this 694-nucleotide messenger RNA. RefSeq lists its product as uncharacterized. Bases 67 to 639 code for a protein of 190 amino acids. The record is from RefSeq and is a predicted model, not a curated record. The transcript has a single exon. Lineage: Eukaryota; Fungi; Chytridiomycota; Chytridiomycetes; Rhizophydiales.
AAAAAGAUAUUUUUUUCAACUGGAGGUACUUUGGUCAAGUCUGCUCGUGAUCUACCAAAUUUUCAAAUGGAACAUGUGGAUAUCAUUAUUGAUGCCAUGCUGGGUAGCCAUCAAACUCUGACUGAACUUCCCACCAAAAAGGAUCGUGAUGCCAUUGUUCAGAUGAUUGAAUGGGCGAAUUAUUCUACAAACACGCCUGUCCAGCACAGUCAAGGUCGCGCUACAACUACUGACAGUCCUACUGGUAGAUUUCAAGCACCGUGCAUAUUGAGUAUUGAUAUGCCAAGUGGAAUCAGUGCUACGACUGGAUGUCCUACUUCCCUGACAUACAUUCAGUCUUUUUGGACUAUAGCCAUGGGAAUGGCGAAAACAGGCCAUUUGAGAUCUCACAAGUAUCAUGGGGAUCUGUUUUUGGCAGACAUUGGAAUUAUGCCAGCAGUGACGCAACGUAUCUCGAACCUGGGUGGAAAGAUUCGAUUGAAAAUGGAUAUAGACGACUCUGGCAGUAAUAAAUAUGGUGUUUCUAAGAGUAGACGAGCCAAAGCUGCGACAAGACGAUAUACGCCACCGUUUGGCGACAAGUAUCUAGUACUUCUUGAGCAUGUUUCAUGGACAGAUAUAUUGAGCAAAAAUAACUAAAUUCUUUUGAAUCACAAUCAUUUGAAUUUUCGAUUAAAGCCAAGGGAUGAUACCC